AUGACUCGGAAAAGCUCGCAGUGGAGCGAUCGGACAGGUAAAGAUGGCGUUCUGCUGAAUGGACUCCUGUCAGAGAAGUUCGUGGACUAUGUCCAGCGAUUAGAAAGUUUGAUGUUUUCCUUUUUCUCUUCAGAUGACACUGGCUGCCCUAGUAGCCAGUCAGUAUCUCCAGUUAAGACUCCUUCUGAUGCUGGGAACAGUCCCAUCAGUUUUUGCACUGGUAGCGAUGGAGACAUCUCCAGGAAGAAAUUCAGUCCAGGGACAAUGAGUGAAGGGAACCCGCAGUUGGCUCGAUACAAGAAAGAGGCCAAGACAAGUCUCAUAAAGCCUGGGAGUGAAGCUGACUUCAGCUCUUCAAGCAGCACAGGCAGCAUUUCAGCGCCUGAGGUCCGUGUCUCUGCUGCUGGAAGCAAAAGAUCGUCUUUUUCUCGCAACCGUGGCCCUUAUGGUCGGAGUAAUGGAUCCUCAUCCUACAAGUCUGGAGCCAGCCCACCCGCUUCCCGUGAAAAAGACCCUUUCUCAACACCGUGCAAGAACCAGCUGAGUCCUGCUAACAUCCAUCAGAGUUAUAGGGCUUCUUCAGCCAGCAGCAGCAACUCAGGCUCCUACAAAGGAAGCGACAGCAGCCCAGUGAUGAGGCGAUCAGCGAGAUACAGUUCUUGUGGCGACAGUCACAGCGUUAAGCCACAAAAUCCGGAGCAGUAUUUGACUCCUCUGCAGCAGAAAGAAGUCACUGUACGUCAUCUGAAAACAAAGCUGAAGGAAUCUGAGAGCAAACUUAAGGAAAGGUAUAUUUCACUNGAAGAGCUCAAAGCUCAGCUGGGACGGAUGAGGGAAGACUGGAUUGAGGAAGAGUGUAAUCGUGUAGAGGCAGAGCUGGCCUUAAAGGAAGCAAGAAGCAAAAUUAAACAACUCAAGCAGGUUAUGGAAACCAUGAAAAACAGCUUGGCUGAGAAAGACCAAAAAAUUCGGAAAUACUUCAUAGACAUAAACAUUCAAAACAAGAAACUGGAAUCUUUGCUGCAGAGCAUGGAGAUGGCUCAGGACAGCUCUGCGAGAGAUGAGCAGUGCCUGGAGCACACGUGUGACGCAGAGGGGAAGCCUUUCGUGUGCCAGGUGCCGGACAGCCUCAUCGCAGAGGACCAAGCUCUGGAGGAGGUGGCAGAUAGUGGGCUACUUCUUCAGGAGGAUGCUAGCGCUGACGGGGCUGAUUCCUCUGAACGGAGCUUGGCCACCACAACCACCGAGUUGAGUGAUGCAGCUCCCUCCAGUUCUGCUCUGAAUAAGGAGAUGCUUGAAAAUCUCACUUCUGCUCAGGAGGAGGAGAAAAGCAGAAACGUAACGGUGGAACAGGCUGUCCAGACUGACGUGGUGCCAUAUAGCCUGGAUGUGGAGCAGCUCAUUCUAAACAUCUUCAGAGCUCAAGAUGCCUGUCCUCUAAGCCCACCUUCUUCACUGAAAGAACUGGGUGAAUUUUCUCUGGGAAGCUUCAGUGAUUCUGGGAUAAUGGUGGACUUAACUCCAAGUGAUCCAAACUUUGCCAUCCUUUUGUCUCCUAUGGAGUCUCCAUGCAAGAAGGUGGAGCACAGAGUUAAAGAAAGCCGUUUCAUGAAAGAACUGGAUUUUACAGAAUCUGAUGAUGAGGAAGCCUUUGAGUAUCUCCCUACUUUCUCUCAGACAGGAAUAAAGACGAGAUACUGGAGCAGCAGUCUCCUCAGAGAUGUUCUGGCUGUAGCAGUCCCUGUUGUACCAACUAUCAUGUGGGCUUUCAGUACUCAGAGAGGAGGAACCGAUCCCAUCUACAAUAUCAGCGCAUUGCUUCGUGGCUGCUGCCUGCUGGCCCUGCACUCCUUACGCCGUACGCCCUUCCACAUCAUAACCUAAAGUUCACUCUAUGCCUGAGCACCAGCUGGCUGAGGCGGAAAGAGGGAUGAGACAGAGCAUAAAAGGUUCAUGUAUAUUUAGGCAGAGCCUAUCAUUUUGGUUUUGACUGUUUGAUUUGCACUAUAAUUCGGUUUGAAAACAUGUUCCUUGUUUCCAGAUGAAAAA
Tauraco erythrolophus (red-crested turaco) is the source of this 2049-nucleotide messenger RNA. Lineage: Eukaryota; Metazoa; Chordata; Aves; Musophagiformes; Musophagidae. The record is from RefSeq and is a predicted model, not a curated record.